This is a messenger RNA of Penicillium roqueforti, 1059 nucleotides long. RefSeq names its product protein pex20 (gene pex20). The transcript has 4 exons. The record is from RefSeq and is a predicted model, not a curated record. The coding region runs from base 1 to 1059 and encodes 352 amino acids. Lineage: Eukaryota; Fungi; Ascomycota; Eurotiomycetes; Eurotiales; Aspergillaceae.
AUGGGUGAUGCGCUGUGCGGGCCGUCGAACGCCCUUCAGAACUUCCAGAAGCAUACCUCUGUUGAUCGGACCCUUCAGCAAGACCGGUUGACUUCCCGUCAAUCGCCUGCUCAGGGUUUCCGAUCCCAGAACCCCCAAGAAGGAAUACUCGACCCGGAGUUCGCCGCAUUCGAAGGCAACUUUGCUGGCCCUGCAUUGCCUAACUUACAACAUCCGGCCCAUUUUGGAGCACCAUCACAUCAUGCUGCAGUACACCAUCCAGCUGCACAUGGUGCAGCCAACGCCAGUUGGGCAUCGGACUUCCAGAACUUGCAAAUCUCGGGGCCCGCACACCCUGUAGCGCAACUACAAAGACCAAAUAUUGCGCCAGCCACGGCGCAUGGCGGGUGGCACUCUGAAUUCAUGACCCAACAACGAGGGCCUAUGUCCCAGACACAGCAAACCCCGCAAAUGCAUGGUGCCUAUCAACCAGCUUUUGCACCAAGCUACCAGAUGUAUGGAUCCUCCAUGAAUCAGAUGCAGCCCUCGCAGGUUAUGCAGACUGAGCAACACCACAUGCAACAGUUUGACGAAUCCGCCUUUGAGGCUGCCUUUGAUCAGGCCCGGGCAGAUAUGGAGUUGCAAGGAGUCGAUGCUGCUCAACUAGAUACUCAGAAGCAGUCGCAGGAGACCAAUGAAGUCGGCAUUCCUGAGCCAGUUACCCAAGAGCAUAUUCGACUCGGAUCGGAUCUCAUUCCCAAAAGUGAAAAGCAGGAUCCAGAAACACGGAAUCGAGAUGCCGAUGAACUUGCGCGGACAGCAGGGCAACUGCUCGACAGCGUGCGCAACGAAACAAGUGAAAAAUUCCAACAAAGCAAUUUCAUGGCUUUGAUGCGCCGGAUUCGAGAUCGCGAGGUGGAAGUUGAAGGGGAUGAUUUCCGCGAAACGGUGCAAUCACUUCACCCAGGUGGUCGAUACUACCCGGGCCAACCUCACCCAGACCACUCUGGCUCCGAUAUCCCGUCUAGCAGUAAGGAGCCACACAACCUUAUCGACGUGCCCACUUCCCAGAUGGUGUAG